Molecule: messenger RNA, 1441 nt
Organism: Callithrix jacchus (white-tufted-ear marmoset)
Lineage: Eukaryota; Metazoa; Chordata; Mammalia; Primates; Cebidae
Source: RefSeq, a predicted model, not a curated record
AUGUACGGCCCUCUGCCCUUCUCCGGACUCCUCAAUGUUUUGAGAGAGGCAGAUGCAGCUUGCAAAUGGAAGCGGGCAAGAAAAGGGGGGAGGAGAUACAAUUUUGCCGCGCGCCCCCCGCCCCACAAAAAAAAAAAAAAAAAAAAAAGAGUUGCAAAUGCCAGGCGGAUUUGCUGCUGCUGCUACAUGACGCCUUCUCGCAGUUCCCGGCGGCGCAAUGAGGAGCGCACGGGAUCACGGGCGGGCUCGGGGCGUGGGGCGGCUGCGGCGCCGGCUCCACCUCCCGGCUCGCAGGUUCCCGGCCGGGCUUGGCCGGCACAGCUCCCGCCCAGUCUCCGCGCCGCACCUACCGCCCUAGGUGAAAGUGGGAGGCGUGGAGAGGGCGGGGAGAGCGGCGCGCGGCGGGGGAGGACGCUUUCCUUGCGUUCUCGCCGGGAUCCGGCUGGGCUAGGGCAGCUCCGGCCCUUCUCCUCCUUCUCCUCCUCCUCCUUCUCCUCCUCCUCCUCCUUCUCCUCCUCCUGCGUUUCCUCCUCACCUCGCGAGAGCCAGCCUCCGGAGCCCGGGCGGGCGGUCCCCGGCGCGGGGCGCACCCCCAGGAGAGACGCUGCGCGGUGCUGCGGUGGCGGCGGCGGGCACCGCGCCCCUCCUCGCAGCCUCCCUCCCAAACCGCAAAAGCCCUGUGUGAUAUGGGGCGAGCGAGCGGAGCGCGCGAGAGAGCCCGGGAGCCAUCUGCUGGCUGCGAGGGAGGAGAUCUGGCAGAGCCGCGCUUCCCGAGUCCUAGUCCCCACCUCGGGGCGGGCCGAGGGACGCAGAGCACGGGAGACUGCAGUGCUGCAGAGCCGUCUGCACGGAAGCCGGUUCUUUCUGAGACCUCUCACGCACGUUUUCUUUUUCAACCCUCCCGGUGACAUGUCAUUUCAUCAGCGCUCUUCUUCAUUUUGGGCGAGCUAGACGAAACCUGUGAACACUAAUCAUAUGGAGGCUGGGGUUUCAGUAAAAGAAUCAUUUUCACUGCUACAGGAUCCUGGCUGGCUCCUGCAUCUCUGAAGUGAAUUAAAAUGAAUCUCCUAUCACGACACUGAAAAAAUGACUGACUGAUUUUGGAAAUCAAAGUAAUUUACUUCUCGGUUGCAAAACUCAAAUGUGUUUCAGAAGAGCAAGCAGAGAACUCCAAGGAGCACUGUUUAUAAAGUGGUAAAGCCAACAAACAGGAAACAUCCCCAGCCCGGUCAAACCAUGGUGCCAGCUUAGAGAAUGCAGUGUGCAUUCUGAAAUGUGUGCUUGUGGACUUAUUCUGUAUACCUCUCCAACUGCCCCCAAAACAACCUUUUCUCGCUCUACCAUCCCUCCAACUUCCUUAAAUUCAUCCCUGCUUAUAUAGUCUCGAAUAAAAUAGUGAUCAAGCCGCUACAUGAAACUGAUUGGCAUUACAUAAGUAAUU